AGUGAAAUAAUCUAAUACUUUACUGAGCUUCAAUAAGAUGUUCUCAUUUUUAUUUGUUUUGAUGCUAAGACCUAUCUAGUUAUGUGGGAGCAAAGUUAAAUCCUUAAUGUUUGGUGGCUGAUAGCAUGUUACAGGAAGUUCUCUUUAAGCACAGGAUCAAUGUGCUCGAUUACUUGCAUUCUAAACCCCAGAUCUUUCUGAUUUUGUUUUUUCCCCACUAAUCCACAAAUAGAAGGAAUGGAUUUGAAAAGAUGUGAGGUGCAGCAUCAGGAAGGGGAAGAACCCCAGUCUUUUGGUGUUCAGGGUUCAGGCUAAAGAGACAAACCGCAGUACAUUCCUGUUAAAUCAUAGCGUAUGUUGCACAAAAAGCAGCAUCUUUGGGGAACCUGUGUAAAGGUUGAGUGCACCAUUUUGCAGCUAAACCCCCAACCAAGCCACACAUUUUAACGGAUUAGUAACAAACUGCUAGUGAGCAUCCUUCACUGCGGCAGGCUCCUGGGUUGUUAGUGCUGCACGGUGCAGUGACUGCCUCUCCUGCUCUGCCCACCACAGCCCCAGGGGCUGGGGGGACCCAGGAGUGAACUUUUAGUUCCUCUUAGUUUUCAGAUUGCACUGAAAAUGAACUAGUAUGUGUGUAGAUGGUGCUGGGUGUCAUCCUGGAAAUUACUGUCUCUGCCCCUUCCCCAGUUGCUCCUACUGACCAUAAUGGGCACUGGAAAGAUCCCAUCCCCCUAGUUGGUUGUUCAGAACUGGGCAGUUGUUUGCUCCAGAGCUGGUUUUGCCCAACCACCAGUUCUGGUACAUCAUUGCCAUCACUGUAAUCUUCAAUUAGAAUAGUAUUAAUCAUUUGGAUUUUCUUUAUGUGCUGCAGUAAAUAAGAACUCUCAUCAGUUAAAACUUAGGUAUUAGAUCACCAGAACAAAAAUGGGUUGAAGCACUUAAGUCUGAAAGUUCCGUGUACUGGUAUGCUUUUAUAUGCACUUGGGUCUGUUAUAAAACAUCGUGUGCUUUCUUGUUUUCUCUCCUGAACAUUAGAGGAUUCCCUUACUUUAUCUGCACACACAGUGCACACACUGUGUUCUUUUGUCAGCAUCUUUUGCUCCUUCAGAUCCUGUCUUUGCUGUUUAUUAAUAUUCCAAAAGUUCACAGUCAAUGCAUCCUCAUUGUAUGAUAUACUUUUAUGGCAGUGUGAAACCAUAGAUGUGAAUAUCUCAGUAGGAACUGAGGCUGGGAAGAAGGAUCUCUGGACGGUGCUGUUUGUUACCAAGCCUCUUGACCUCAAGCAGCUUGUGUAUUUUGGAGUUUCACAUUAGGUGAAGUCUGCUAGGUCUUGGCUGCCUGCCCUUACUCAUGGUAACUCAACCAGUCUAGGAGCUCAAAAUAUCAUUGAGGUUUGAAGGCGGCAAGGGGGUGCUAGUUUAACGUGACAUUAAACGCCCGCCUUUUCACACUCAGGCGGCUGAGGACUGGGGGAGGAAUUCAGAGCCUUCCUGCCCGCGGGGACAUGGGCCCCGCCGAGCGUUUCCUUCAGCUCUGCUGGGGGCCGGGCCGGAGACACGCGGGGAAAGGCGCCGGCGUACACGACCAGCGCGGCUUGUCCGGGAAGGGCGAGUAGCACCGGGCAGGCCCCCGUCCCCGCCCGCACGCCCACCCCGCGCCGGCGAAAGGGUGUUGCCGGGGCGGGCGAAGGGCGGGAUAGGGGGGCGGGUUAUCGAGGGGGAAAAGCAGCGACUGUUGGUGCAGACGAAGCCCAUACUCCGUGCUGCGGCCGGCGGGUGGGGGUACCGGUUCGUGUCUCGCCAUGGGGCUGCAGCCCCGGCGCGCAGCGGGGCCCUGUCCGCCCGCGGGGAGAUGCGCCGCCCUGCCCGGAGCGCGCACCACGGCUGCCUGGGCCCGCAACGAGGAGACAGACGGGGCUCCCGGCCGCACCGCGUCCCUGCCGCCCAUCCUCCCGGCCCCCGUCGCCGCUGCUUCUCCCGUCGCCGCCCGGGUGCAGCCCAAGAAGCCGCUGGCGGUCCCCAAGAAGCCAGCGCCUCGGCCCACGGAGGAUAAAACGACGAGGAAGGCGCGGGGGGCACCCCCGGAGCGGGCGGGUCCCCUCUCCAGCUCCUGGCCCUGCUCCUCCCUGCAGCGGCAGCCGCCGCGGAGGCCGCCGGCAGAGCGGGGGUCGCGGCCCCAACCCGCCCCUCUGCAGCCGCGGGGGCGCCCGGAGGCGCCGGCGGCGGGCAGCCGCCCGUGCGAAAACCUCAGCGGGGCGGCGGGGCAGACGGCGCUGCGCCUCUCGCUGAGCCUGCCGCCGGAGGCCGUCCGGCUGCUGCAGCGCCGCAGCCUGGAGCGGCAGCGGGGGCAGCCCGCCCCCUCCCCCGGCGGCAGAGCGACCCCGGCGCGGCGCGGUGCUCGGGCGGGCGCCGGCGACUUGCGCGCCCUGCUGAAGAUUUCGUUGCUCAACGACAGGCACCGCUACGACGACGAGGAGUACGAGGAGGAGGAGACGGCGGUGGCUGCGGUGGACGAGGGGCUGGUGCGGAAGUGCACCGAGUGGCUGCGCGGCGUGGAGAGCGCUGCCGGGCGGGACGGCCCCGACAGGCUGGAGACGCUGCCGCACCUGGGCGCCCUCUGAGACCCGCCGCGGGCUCCGGGGAGCGGCACGGCUGCCGCCGCCUAAACGGGCGGUGGGGUCCGGGGAGGAGGCGGUGGCGGCGCUAUCCGUUAUCCGUAGCCGUUGUGUCCUUUGUGGUGUUGUCCGCGUCGGGAAGACUCGGCGGGUGACGGUGAGGGCUGGGCGCGGGGCCCACGGCCCGGAGCCGAUGCCCGGAGUAGCGCCGCCGUUGGGGCGAGGGACAAAGGAGCGGCGGCCUCCGCCCGCCAGUGCCCGGGUGCUGGGAGCGAUAGUGGCCAGCUGUGGGCGCCCUCCCUCGCCCCCCGUUUUCUUUUUUUUAAGAUUUCUGACUACUUUGUAAGGUAUGCGUAAUGAUUUUGUAUAUUUGUAUAUAAAAGCUCAUUUUUAUUUAUUUGAAUAAAUGGCCCAUUUUUUUUUGUGA
Columba livia (rock pigeon) is the source of this 3041-nucleotide messenger RNA. RefSeq names its product proline rich 18 (gene PRR18). NCBI's taxonomy places the organism in Eukaryota, Metazoa, Chordata, Aves, Columbiformes, Columbidae. The coding region runs from base 1802 to 2620 and encodes 272 amino acids. The transcript has a single exon. The record is from RefSeq and is a predicted model, not a curated record.